AUGGCCUCCGCUGCAAAUCAGAAUAAAUGCCCUCAAAAUCAAUGGGUAGCUAUUUUGCCAGCUGCCAUCGCUAAUACCAAUGGAAGCAAAAAUCGUAUUAUAACCUUAAGACAUCCACGAUUUGAUAUUGGAUGCCAAUUUUUACUUUGUCAAGAAUCUCAUUCUCUGUUUGAAAUAAUGGAAUUUAAAGAAGAGCCACGAUCCUGGUUUGUUAAUAAUACCGUCCAACAAAAUGGAGCCUUAUUAAUAUCAACACCUGUAGAUCCUAUAUUUAUGAUUCUACCCUAUCUUGCCAAAGUCAAGGACAAGUUCAUACCAAUGGAUCAAAUUCUAAUGGAUGAUAAAUUUCCAUCGUGUUCUCGGUUAUAUGACUGUGUUUCAGCGAACGACUUGGCUAAAGUAUGCGAAUGCAAAGGCAGUGAAGAUCUUUUUGCUUAUCGAUUGAGUACAGAUAAAUUAAUAGGAUGGAUUCAAAGAAAAAUAGAAAGAGUGGCAGAUGAUUUACGGCACCUGGGUGUCUAUGCUGGAACAGGGUCUCAGUCAGAAACAUUUACUCGUAGUUCUAAAGAUAGCAGCACCAGUAAAGAUGACUACAUCAAGUAUACGUUCGGUCUAAUAUCGGAUUAUCUAUCUAAAGAUAUUUGUGCACUCGUUGAGAAAAAGAUGAACAUUACGUCACAAAAAAUAGAAAUGCCACCUUCUAAGAAACUGAAGCAAGAGACAAAAUCCCAAGGACCCACAGAUGAUUACACAAAAUUUAAUCCGCCAUCAACGUUGGCAGCUCAAGUUCAGUCGUCUCAUGAUGAUAAGGCUAGAAAAUUAACCUCAAGUGAACGAAAAUUAAAGAAAGUAGAUAAAACCAAUAUAAAAUCAAUUAGUAGCUAUUUCUUCCGAGACAAAAAAGCAUCGUAA
This is a messenger RNA of Trichoplax adhaerens, 912 nucleotides long. RefSeq lists its product as uncharacterized. The transcript has 10 exons. The record is from RefSeq and is a predicted model, not a curated record. Gene Ontology annotation, cellular component: nucleoplasm; ribonuclease H2 complex. Lineage: Eukaryota; Metazoa; Placozoa; Uniplacotomia; Trichoplacea; Trichoplacidae. Gene Ontology annotation, biological process: ribonucleotide metabolic process; RNA catabolic process. Bases 1 to 912 code for a protein of 303 amino acids.